Messenger RNA from Protopolystoma xenopodis, 627 nucleotides. The record is from the annotation of a GenBank genome assembly. Lineage: Eukaryota; Metazoa; Platyhelminthes; Monogenea; Polystomatidea; Polystomatidae.
AUGCCCAGCUUCCUUAUCCUAUUUCGACUGGGUUUCCUUGAACCCGGUUGUGGGGCAACCAUAUUGAUCAUCCCCAUGGUUGCUGCGUCCACUUGCCCAUUGCCACGCUUGCACACAUGCACGGAAAUCCCACUUUUCUGGCCAACGCUCUGGCUCUUGGCCACGUCGACUCCGGACACACACACCCGGCUUCCCUUCACACAUGAACAGGCCUUCUGCACACACUCAGGCACACGAAUGGCACUGUUCAACUGUCAGUUUACAGCUCCAAGGUCUUCUGGUUAUUGCCUUUUUAAAGCCCUGCCCUGUCCUGCCCUGCCCUGCCAACCUCUCCUACCGAUUGUCCAGCCUCCUUCUAUCCCUUUCAGGGCACCACCCACUCAGACGGCCAACAGUCUCGUUGCUACCUCGGCGCUCGACCAUGUCUUGUCGGAACUGGUGAACAAAAACCGGGUAAGACGACGGCUGAUACAAUUAUCUUGCCGGGCGAGGGUUGAGUGUGCACAGAGAAUCGAUCGUUGCUGUGGUUUCCAGCCUAACCGGGCUUCUCCAAGGCGCCCAAAACAAUCACAGGCUGGGCGGCAGGUUGGCCGAGGGAAGGGAAUACCAGCAAAUGUACCAAAAUGA